GACUUCCUGAGGAGGAUGAAGCAGGAGGAGCUGGCUCAGCGUCUGUGGAGCAAAACUUUUGCUGGAGUCUGCCAAAAGAAGCUGAAACACGAUCUGAAGAAGAGGUUCCAGCGUGUGUUUGAGGGAGUCGCUAAACAAGGAGAGUCCACCCUCCUGAACCAGAUCUACACAGAGCUCCACAUCACAGAGGGAGGGGCUGCAGAGGUCAAUCAGGAACAUGAGGUCAGACAGAUUGAAGCAGCAUCCAGGACAGCAGACAGAGCAGAAACAAGCAUCAGACCAGGAGACAUCUUUAAAGCCCCACCUGGAAGAUCUGAACCAAUCAGAACAGUGCUGACAAAGGGAGUGGCUGGCAUUGGGAAAACAGUCCUGACUCAGAAGUUCACUCUGGACUGGGCUGAAGACAAAGACAACCAGGACAUCCACUUCAUAUUUCCAUUCAGCUUCAGAGAGCUGAAUGUAGUGAAGGAGAAGAAGUUCAGCUUGGUGGGACUUGUUCAUCACUUCUUCACUGAAACCAAAGAAGCAGAACUCUGCAGCUUUGAAGACUUCCAGGUGAUCUUCAUCUUUGAUGGUCUGGAUGAGUGUCGACUGCCUCUGAACUUCCAGCACACUGACUUCUUGACUGAAGUUACAGAGUCCACCUCAGUGAAUGUUCUGCUGAUAAACCUCAUCAGGGGGAAACUGCUUCCCUCUGCUCGCCUCUGGAUCACCACACGACCUGCAGCAGCCAAUCAGAUCCCUGCUGACUGUGUGGACAUGGUGACAGAGGUCCGAGGGUUCACUGACCCCCAGAAGGAGGAGUACUUCAGGAGGAGGUUCAGAGAGGAGGAGCAGGCCAGCAGGAUCAUCUCCCACAUCAAGACCUCCCGAAGCCUCCACAUCAUGUGCCACAUCCCGGUCUUCUGCUGGAUCACUGCUACAGUUCUGGAGGAGGUGUUGAAGAGCAGAGAGGGAGGAGAGCUGCCCAAGACCCUGACUCAGAUGUACAUCCACCACCUGGUGGUCCAGGCCAAAGUCAAGACGGUCAAGUAUGAUGGAGGAGCUGCCACAGAUCCACACUGGAGUCCAGAGAGCAGGGAGAUGAUAGAGUCUCUGGGAAAACUGGCUUUUGAUCAGCUGGAGGAAGGAAACCUGAUCUUCUAUCUGUCCGAUUUAAAAAAGUGUGGCAUCGAUCUCAGAGCAGCCUCAAUGUACUCAGGAAUGUUCACACAGAUCUUCAGAGAGGAGAGCGGCCUGUACCAGGACAUGGUGUUCUGCUUCAUCCAUCUGAGCCUUCAGGAGUUUCUGGCUGCUCUUCAUGUCCAUCAGACCUUCAUCAACUCUGGAAUCAACCUGCUGGAAGAGAAACAAACAACCAUUCAACAAUCUCCACAACAGCCUCAGCUCCACCAUCUCCAUCAGAGAGCUGUGGACGAGGCCUUGAAGAGUCCAAAUGGACACCUGGACUUGUUCCUCCGCUUCCUCCUGGGUCUUUCACUGGAGACCAGUCAGAGUCUUCUUCGAGGUCUGCUGACACAGACAGGAAGUAGCUCACAGUCCAAUCAGGAAACAGUCCAGUACAUCAAGGAGAAGCUGAGUGAGAGUCUGUCUGCAGAGAGAAGCAUCAAUCUGUUCCACUGUCUGAAUGAACUGAAUGAUGGUUCUCUGGUGGAGGAGAUCCAACAGUCCCUGAGUUCAGGAAGUCUCUCCACAGAUAGACUGUCUCCUGCUCAGUGGUCAGCUCUGGUCUUCAUCUUACUGUCAUCAGAAGAAGAUCUGAAGGAGUUUGACCUGAAGAAAUACUCUGCUUCAGAGGAGGCUCUUCUGAAGCUGCUGCCAGUGGUCAAAGCCUCCAACAAAGCUCUGUUGAGCUGCUGUGGUCUGUCAGAGAGAAGCUGUGGAGCUCUGUCCUCAGUUCUCAGCUCUCAGUCCUCCAGUCUGACACAUCUGGACCUGAGUAACAACCAGCUGAAGGAUUCAGGAGUGGAGAAGCUGUCUGCUCCAUUGGAGGAUCCACACUGCUCACUGGAGACUCUCAGGUUCUGACAUGAUUGUUAAAUAUUUCCCACCACUCUCUGUUCUCCUCCUCACAUCUGCAGAACAUCUGUAGAACAUCUCAGUGUAACCUUGUAACAUCUCGACAUCCAGUAUUACUGAGAAGUCAAACCACACCCACAUGGAAAAGAUAACGAUACAUUCUAUAAAGUUUAUGUCUGUUUUCUAUGGAACUCGUCAGUAAUAAUUGUGACGGUCAAACCAGACAUCAGAUCCUUUGUAAAUUUGAACAAAAUGAAAAUUGGAUAAUUUACUAACUCAGGUGAACAAUAUAUGACAGUAAAUGCACAAACACAGUCUUUAGAAAAUUUUUCUAAUAUGAAACUUAUAAGUGAGGCAACCUUAAAAACUUGAAGUCUGCAUGUUCACUGUCCUACAAAUCGCCCGACUGCAGAAUUCCUUGAACUCCUGGACUAACUGCAUCUCUCCCAGCAUGUCUCAGUACCCACUCACGCAAAAGGCCAUACACUCGAUCUUGUCAUAACCGACACUGCUCCUGCAAUCACUAAUUUGCAAGUCUGUGAUCUGGGAAUGUCGGACCAUCAGGCCAUCUCUCUGGAACUGCCCCGAGCAGGUUCUCACCU
Molecule: messenger RNA, 2621 nt
Organism: Salarias fasciatus (jewelled blenny)
Lineage: Eukaryota; Metazoa; Chordata; Actinopteri; Blenniiformes; Blenniidae
Product: NLR family CARD domain-containing protein 3-like
Exons: 3
Coding region: 16-2028 (670 amino acids)
Molecular function (GO): protein binding
Source: RefSeq, a predicted model, not a curated record